CAAAACCCAAUCUCUAAAAUGACAGCACCCAAAUCUCCAAUCUCCGGCCAACAGAUCUUCCUCCGUAAACCUCUACAGCCAAGAAACAACAUCUUAACCACUCCUCCGACUAUUAGCAGCAACCCAAAACCAGUAUGGAAUGAGUUCAUCUCAUUCCUUGAUUCAUCAAACAAGGAGAAUCAUUGUCAGCAACCCAUCAUCUAUAGCAAGCCAAUCGUCAUCGUUGAAUCUAUAGAUCCGUCACUUGGAGAGGAACUAAGUGCCAUCAAACAGAAACUUGAACGAAUCAAGUUGGAAAAAGAGAAAACAGAGAAGAUACUUAAGGAGAGAGAUUCUUUACUUGAUAUGAAGAUGAAGGAGUUGCAGAAUAGAGGUGAGAUGCAGAAGAUGCUUGAGAUUGAAGUUGAUAGAUUGUUUCGAUUAAAGGAACUACAAAUUUCUUGUAUGAGAAUAUCACCAAUUAGGUCUUUGAGAGAAAAGGAAGGACUAUGAUGAUGAUGAACAAGAACAAGUCUGAUGAACAAUCAUAUGAUUCUCCAAAUACCUGUUGUGAUUCCAAUUUCUGAAAUUAUUAAUACCCAGAAAUGAUUUCAUCUUCUUCUUUGGUGUGUUCAGUUCAACAAUCUCAAUUUAUUCUUUAUUUGAAAACACUUUACUUUC
This is a messenger RNA of Impatiens glandulifera, 660 nucleotides long. RefSeq names its product high mobility group B protein 6-like. The record is from RefSeq and is a predicted model, not a curated record. NCBI's taxonomy places the organism in Eukaryota, Viridiplantae, Streptophyta, Magnoliopsida, Ericales, Balsaminaceae. The coding region runs from base 19 to 492 and encodes 157 amino acids. The transcript is spliced from 2 exons.